Molecule: messenger RNA, 1404 nt
Organism: Penicillium samsonianum
Lineage: Eukaryota; Fungi; Ascomycota; Eurotiomycetes; Eurotiales; Aspergillaceae
Exons: 2
Coding region: 1-1404 (467 amino acids)
Source: RefSeq, a predicted model, not a curated record
AUGGAUACCAACCACAUCUCUCUAGACCGGGCCUUCAUCCUCAAAUUACCCGACGAACUUUUGGAUAUGAUUAUUAGUGCGAUGGCGCCAACUAUCCAUGAACACAGAUAUUUACGCGAGUAUCACCAAGUCUACGAGAUGGCCGUUUUCUCUCUUGUGUGUAAACGCUUUUAUCGCAUUACGGUGCCAUACUUGUACGCAGAGUUAGUGAUCUACACCAGCGUUGAUCAUUGGAGACGGCCGACGCAAAUUUCCAAGCACCUUCAUCGCACCUUCAGGGAAAAUCCAUCUCUUUGGAAACUCUGCCAACACCUCACAGUGAGUUAUGACAGAUCAAACAUCCGUAAUCUCUAUGUUGCAACAGAUUGCAUCACCUGGCUCACUGCGGCCAAAACUGUGACCUUCAGGGAUCUGGAAGGCAAGAAGGCAUGGGAGCUCCUCCAAUUAGCUACCAAACACAUGUCUGGUUGUAAGGCUCUGUUACUCGACGCCAACUACCUCUAUAACCUCCACCUACCAUUUGUGAUAGACGCAUUGGGUGAUUUUGAGUCUGGAUGUCUCCCCAAUCUGCAAACCCUAAGACUGAGAGGCGUUUCUUUUUACGGAGACCAGAUGUGCCAGGCAGAACUUAGGGAAAAAGCAGGAGCGGCCCCAUUCACGAAACUUCAGCUACGCAGUUUUCUCCUAACCCCGAAAUCCCUCGAAGCACUCGUCCGUUGGCCUAAACGUCUAGAAGAAUUUGAGCUGAGAUAUUCCUCUGGGGAUGACUUCGCUACCUCAGGGUUAUAUAGUGAUUGGAGCUUGGCAACGUUGCAACCAAUUCUUUACAUUCACCGAAAAACUCUUCGCACGAUCAAAUUAUACGGCCUUAACAGGGCCGGGUUUGAUGGGUUCAACUUGCGCGAGUUUGAAAACCUAGAGAAACUUAGCCUCUCGUCCGAGUUUUCAGGCCACCAACACUUCCACAGGGACAAAACUUGCGAGCCCCCUGACAGUCUUCUUGCCCCUCGCCUUCGUGUCUUCCACUGGGAUAUGACUCUCCUGGAUCAGCAAUGCUCUGAGAAGUUGUCCGACUUCGCCCAAGCAGAAGAAGAUUGGCUACGACUACUCGCACGCAAGGCAAUUAAACGUGGAUGUCCACUUCAGAGGAUUGAAAUUACAUUUACCCCCGGAGACGACUGCUGCGGCACGAGCGAUGAGGUGUAUCCGUGGGACCGAAUGGAUUCUAUAGGGGCUGAUCUACGUUCACACGGAAUUAAAGUGUCCUAUAACACUCCUUGUGUUAGUAGGGAAGAGUUUUCGACGAAUCUAAAAUAUGCUGCUGAAGACAAUCCAAAGCUGGCUGCCGAAGUGGAACGAAUCGGAAAUAUCUUGCGGGCUAGAACUAUCUUGCCGAUGGCCUGA